Trypanosoma cruzi is the source of this 2376-nucleotide messenger RNA. Its product is annotated as AMP deaminase, putative. The transcript has a single exon. Bases 1 to 2376 code for a protein of 791 amino acids. The record is from RefSeq and is a predicted model, not a curated record. Gene Ontology annotation, biological process: AMP metabolic process; IMP salvage. Gene Ontology annotation, cellular component: cytosol. NCBI's taxonomy places the organism in Eukaryota, Euglenozoa, Kinetoplastea, Trypanosomatida, Trypanosomatidae. Gene Ontology annotation, molecular function: AMP deaminase activity.
AUGAGCAGAGAAGAGGAAGAGGGGCACAAAGCUUUAUUUUCUGGAUUCACACAGGUGAGGAAUGCCUCCUCCAACUUUGGAGGGUUUUUACCAACGUCAAAAACGCUGGCGGCGCAACGUGAAAUAUUGUGGCGUUUCUUUAAGGUGCCACAUUACAACCCGCCUGACAACGUUGAGUGCGGCGGGAAGUGGUGGGAUUUUGUGGAUCGCCAGAUUGAGUACCCACGCAUCAUUAUUUCAGGCCCUGAAAUUACGGACAAAUCUCAGGAAGCCCGGGCGCUCACAAGAGAGUUUAACCGACGUCAAUAUUACCGGAGUUUCAACGUCCAUUGUGAAAUUCCCCCGACGGAGGAGAUGCAGGCUGCCCAAACGAUGCAUACACUAAUUGCAUUGCAUUCUGUCAACAGGUCCAACAAUGAGGCGCAGCCCAUGCAUGGGGCGCAUUUCUCCUCCAAUACGUUUUCACCCUUGAUGAAACCUGAAACACGUAAACUGAUGCCGGAGAAGUUUUCUUUUCGAGAUGGAGUAUUGGAUGUGGUUCUUCCCGCAGAUGCCAAUGGAACGACGAGGAUGUACUUUCGACCUUUACCAACAUGGAAGGAGUUUCAGCUGGAUGUCCGAAGUCUGCGUCGACUGUCACACGAACGUGCGGUGCAACUUUAUGCAACAAAACGGUUAGAAAUGCUGGAGUGCAAGUUUAACCUCCAUGUUGCUCUCACAAACGAUGAUCAGGAGAAUCACGCCCGUGAUGCGCCUGUGCUGUUUGAGAAGGGUGAUCUGUACAAGUGUGUCAAGGUGGAUGUGCAUUGUCACAUGGCAGCCGGAAUGACGGCGAAGGAACUUUUGAGUUGCAUCAAGGAGAAGGUUCAAAAACACGCGGAUGAUGUGGUGGAUGUUGAACGUGGGACCGGUCGGUUUGUUACACUUGGAGAUUUGUUUGCAAAACUGCGAACUUCUCCACUGCAGGGGGCCGCUGUCAAUUUGGAGGAUCUUACGGUCGCCUCACUUAAAGUGAAGGCGGGGAAUGGUACCUUUAACCGCUUUGAUGAGUUUAAUGGUCGUUACAAUCCAUUUGGUAACUCUGCACUCCGCACCCUUUUUCUAAAGACGGAUAAUUUUAUGGGUGGUCGUUACUUUGCAGAAUUGAUACGUCAGACAUUUCGUCGUCAGGCCGAGGACGGUCAUGUCUUUUCGGAGUAUCGUCUCUCCAUCUACGGUCGACAGCGUCAUGAGUGGGACCAGCUGGCGCGUUGGAUGGUUUUGAAUCACGCGUCGCACUCUACAAAUCGUUGGAUGGUGCAAAUACCGCGGCUUUACUUUAUUUACCGCAAGAAUGGCAUCAUCUCCUCCUUUGAAGAGAUGCUGUCGAACAUAUUUGCACCGCUGUGGGAGGCGUCCAUGCAUCCAGAGGCGCACCCUUUUCUAAGUUACUUUCUCGCACACAUCAGUGGGUUUGACAUUGUUGACAACGAAAGUGAGCGCGAGCCGGACACCCUCAUUGAGACCCCACCAUCCCAAUGGACCGUCCUUGAUAACCCGCCCUUUACAUAUUGGGUGUAUUACAUGUGGGCGAAUAUCACUGCACUGAAUCGCUACCGUGCAGCACGGGGGUUCUCCACCUUUACAUUUCGUCCACAUGCGGGAGAGAGUGGAGAUCCGGAUCAUAUGGCGGAUGUGUUUUUUGUUGUCGAUGGGGUAAAUCACGGCAUUAACCUUAAGAGGUCACCUGUUCUGCAGUAUUUAUACUAUCUGGCACAAAUUCCUCUCGGUAUUACACCCCUAUCAAACAAUGCGCUCUUUUGCAAAUAUCGUGACAAUCCAUUUCCCAUAUUCUUCCGGCGUGGACUCAAUGUGGCACUCGCCACAGACGGAGCCCUCAUCUUCCACCACACCGAGCAACCACUUAUUGAGGAGUACAGCACAGCAGCAAAUUUUUGGAAUCUUUCCAUGGCAGAUGUGUGUGAGAUUGCCAAGAAUAGCGUGAUGAUGUCUGGAUUUCCAUCGUAUCGAAAGAAGGCCUGGUUGGGAAUCUUGUGCGAACUGCGCAGUGCGGCCGGCAACGAUGUGCGCCUGUCAAAGGUGCCACAUUCACGGUGCACAUUCCGGUAUGAAGUGUACAUGGAGGAACUUAGCCACCUGCAAAGAAAAGCCGCGUUGGACAUUCCACUGAAGCCGAUUAUGGAUGCGCAACUGGAAGGACUUUGCACGAUGGACGUGGUUGGCCUCACACGCGAGCAGGUCAUUGAGCGGCGCUUGAAUGGCCAACCCAUUCUGGCGGAUACAGAUACUGAGGCUGAUAAACAACAAAAGGUCCAUGACACUCAAAUGUUCCUUGUGCGACUUGGUCCACGCAUCACCGCGCCUUCACGACUAUGA